GCGUUCUUGAUCGACUCGCUCACUUCACCCACUGGGCGAGUAUGUAACCAAACUAGGUGGCAUUUUGGGACUCAGUCGAGUGUUAUAUUUAUUUUCCGCUAGUGAGUUUGUAUUUUUGCCCCCUGUCGACAUGGGCAAUGGUAUCAACAAGGUCCUGCCUGACUUAUACUUGGGGAAUUUCAGAGACGCGAGAGACCGAGAACAGUUAGCCAGGAACAACAUCACCCACAUCCUGUCCAUUCAUGACACUGCAGCACCCAUCCUCCAGGAGAUGACCUAUCUCUGCAUUUCAGCGGCUGACCUGCCCACGCAGAACCUGACUCAGCAUUUUAAACAAAGUAUCACGUUCAUGCACGAGUCCCGGAUGAAAGGAGAAGGCUGCCUGGUUCACUGUCUGGCGGGGGUGUCCCGCAGCGUCACCCUGGUGGUGGCCUACAUUAUGACGGUGACCACGCUGGGCUGGAAAGAGGCUCUGGCUGCAGUGAGGGUGGUCCGGCCCAGUGCGGGUCCUAACCUGGGCUUCCAGCGCCAACUCCAAGAGUUUGAGGCGACUCAAGUUGAUGAAUUCAGAGAUUGGCUCCAUAAGGAAUUCAAGGACCGCACUUUCAAGGAUGAAGAUGAUGUUCAGGAGCUGCUCGCCAGACCUUCUAAAGUCAACAGCGAGAAGGCUGAAAGCCAGUAACGGACCCCACAGAAAGCCUUGUGAGAUCUUUUUUUUACGGGCGACUGACAUCCUCCUAUACUGUAAACCAGGGAUGUCAAACUGGUUUUCAUUGAGGGCCCCAUGGCAGUUAUGGCUGCCAUCAGAGGGCUGCUUGUAACAGUGAAUAAUGUAUGAUUUUGCCUCUGGAUUUUAUUAUUAAUUGUAUAAAUAGUUUAAAGUAGACCGUCAAUUUUACAGUAAAAACUUAACAUUUAAAAAUUUUUACUGUAAAAUAUUGCGUUUUUUUACGGUAAAUAUAAAAAAUAUAAACACAGUACCACUGUUUUGUUUUUUGUUUUUUUUACGGAAAAAUCUGGCAGCUUAGUUGACAGAAUUUUUGUGUUAAAUUGACAUUGGUUUUUACAACAUUAUAUUGUGAAUGGAAAAACAGAACAAGUUCUUUUUUUAUUCUGGCAACUUAGCUGCCAGUUUUUCUACCGUAAAAACGAAUUUAUUGUUUUUCCAUUUACAGUAAUACACAGUUAAAAAAAACAAGAUUUUACAGUAAAAAUAUGGCAGCUCAGUCAACAGACUUUUAAUGCCAAAAAAAUGAUUGUUUUUUUCAAUUUACAGUAAUAUGCUGUAAAGAACACAAUACAUGGGUAGUUUGCUGUAAAAUCAUAAGUCAAGCAGAUAUUUAAGUAUUUAUUUUCAUUUAGACAUAAACAUGUUUGGGAAGUAUGAUAAUAUACUGUAAUAUUUGUUGCAAUAAUGGAUACUAUUAAAGUUUAAAAUGUAUGCAAUUUCAAGCAGUACAUAUAUUUUUUCCGUCAAUAUGAAAAAUGUCCAUUACAUUUAGUGAGAAAAUAUUAAGUACUUUAUUGACACAUAUCAUUUCCAGGUGUUUGCGGGCCAGAUAAAACGAUGUUGCGGGCCAGAUCUGGACGCCGGGCCUUGA
Entelurus aequoreus (snake pipefish) is the source of this 1601-nucleotide messenger RNA. RefSeq names its product dual specificity phosphatase 22b (gene dusp22b). Gene Ontology annotation, cellular component: cytosol. The transcript has 7 exons. Gene Ontology annotation, molecular function: protein tyrosine/serine/threonine phosphatase activity. The record is from RefSeq and is a predicted model, not a curated record. Gene Ontology annotation, biological process: protein dephosphorylation; transforming growth factor beta receptor signaling pathway; regulation of cell population proliferation. Lineage: Eukaryota; Metazoa; Chordata; Actinopteri; Syngnathiformes; Syngnathidae. Bases 131 to 682 code for a protein of 183 amino acids.